Racocetra persica is the source of this 668-nucleotide messenger RNA. NCBI's taxonomy places the organism in Eukaryota, Fungi, Glomeromycota, Glomeromycetes, Diversisporales, Gigasporaceae. The record is from the annotation of a GenBank genome assembly.
AAAUUUUCAUCUACUUCAAUGUUAUCACUAAAGAUAUUUGUCCAUCAUUAAAAUCGUUUGAAUUUUCUGUUGACGUUGGAUUUCUUACGCGAAAAUUAUCGGAUGAUGACGAAGAUCAAGUUAUCGCUGAUGAUGUCGGUGAUGAAAAUUAUCCUGACUUUUUUGAUGAUAAUUUUUUAAGUGGCGAAGAUGGCGGCGGUGGUGGAGAUGACGAUGAUGGCAUAUCUGGUGUUUUUGAAAGAUUCGACGAUGAUCAGAGGGGGAGACCUACCGAAAAUGAUUUUAUUAUGGCCAUGGUUAAUAACACAAAUGAAUUUCAAUAUUUUGAUUCCGCAUUUUUAUGCAAUUGGGUUGGUCCAGAUCACUGGAAAUUAAAACGCGUUGUCAGAGGUGACGCUAAUGGCGAACCAAAGGAACGAAAAAAAAAAGAACCUCUUUCCAUAGAUUUUAUUGGUUCAGAAGACUUAAAUGAAAGAACUAUUUUUGCUUCUGCUGGGAAUUCAAUCACUUUGUCCAAAUUGGCUGAAAAUGUUCAGCAUGCUUAUCAACUUCCCGAUGAUCUACACUUUUCAUCAAAACAAUUACUCCAGUUAUUUUUAAAGCCUGGAUUUAUGCUGAAAGCAAGACGUAGAUAUGAAGAACAACUUGCUGAAACUGAUAACAUUGAA